Molecule: messenger RNA, 711 nt
Organism: Leptidea sinapis
Lineage: Eukaryota; Metazoa; Arthropoda; Insecta; Lepidoptera; Pieridae
Product: phosphatidylethanolamine-binding protein 1-like
Exons: 4
Coding region: 48-629 (193 amino acids)
Source: RefSeq, a predicted model, not a curated record
AAACAGAACUGCUACUUUACCAACUUUAUACUUAGUCGUUCCAACUCAUGAAUAUGAUUGAAUCAUACUUUAUAUUAUUUUCGAUUAUUGGUAAUUAUGUUUUUGGUGCACAAACUCAGUGUUCUCUCAGCGAUGUCAAGAAUAUUCUAGAAGGUUGCGACCAUAUAUCAGGGCUAAAUGUCACGAGUGUUGGAGGUACAAUGGUUAAUGACCACAAUUGUGAUGUUUUGCUGCCGAAGCAAGUGUUCAUUGAAGAACCGUUGUUCCAGUAUCCACUAGCAGACUCGAAAAAGUUUUAUACCAUCAUAAUGGUCGACCCAGAUGCACCUCCACAAUUGGAUGGCGAAUUUUUCCUGCACAUGCUUAAGUCGAAUAUUCCCGGCUUGGCUCUGAAAGCCAAAGAAACUGUCAAAACAGUGGGAAUAGACUAUAGAGGUUAUAAGCCACCAACGCCACCUCGCGGCACAGGUCCACAUCGCUACAUUAACUUAUUGUACGAGCAAGCUGAUGGAAACAACUUUCUUCCAACAGUACCGUCGACCCGCAGUCGAUUCAUGUUGUCGAACUGGCUGCGAGGUAAAAACUUGUGUGGCCCAGUCGCUGCAACGCAGUACCGAGUCCAAUACUAGAUGGCGCCACAAACACUCAAGGAUAUAAAAUUGUGAUAAAAUAAAUCAGUUUAUAAUAGAUAAUAAAUAAAUAGUAAUUCUA